GGACCCGGCGGAAAUCGCGUGCAUGUUCUAGGGCAGGAUUGUAAAUGCGCCAUGACUCCGCCUGAUCGGGUCUUAUUGCAAAGCUGAAUGUUGGUGCGAUUUCAGGCCUGUACAACUUAGCUUAUAACAUUCACUAAAGAACAAAACACAGCAAACCAAGAUGGAGUACGAGUGGAAACCAGAUGAGCAAGGACUUCAGCAAAUUCUACAGCUUCUGAAAGAGUCCCAGUCUCCGGAUACCUCCACACAACGAACCGUCCAGCAAAAACUUGAGCAGCUAAAUCAGUAUCCAGACUUCAACAACUACUUGAUCUUUGUGUUAACAAAGUUGAAAUCGGAAGAUGAACCCACCAGAUCUCUUAGCGGUCUGAUUCUGAAAAACAAUGUGAAGACACAUUUUCACAACUUUCCAAAUGGGGUGUCGGACUUCAUAAAAAACGAGUGUUUAAAAAACAUUGGAGACACAUCGCCGUUGAUAAGAGCCACUGUGGGUAUUUUGAUCACAACUAUUGCCUCAAAGGGAGAGCUACAGAAUUGGCCGGAACUCCUUCCCAAGUUAUGUGUGCUUUUAGACUCUGAGGAUUACAGUACCUGUGAGGGAGCAUUUGGAGCGCUUCAGAAGAUCUGUGAAGAUUCGGCUGAAAUUCUGGACAGUGAUAUUCUUGACCGACCACUGAAUAUCAUGAUACCAAAAUUCUUACAGUUCUUUAAACACAGCAGUCCAAAAAUUAGGUCCCAUGCUGUUGCCUGUGUCAACCAGUUUAUCAUUAGUAGAACUCAGGCCCUUAUGUUACAUAUUGAUUCUUUUAUUGAGAAUCUGUUUGCACUGGCCACUGAUGAAGAGCCCGAGGUCCGUAAGAAUGUGUGCCGCGCCCUGGUGAUGCUACUGGAAGUUCGGAUGGAUCGGCUGCUUCCUCACAUGCACAACAUUGUGGAGUACAUGUUGCUAAGAACCCAGGACCAGGAUGAGAAUGUAGCUUUGGAGGCUUGUGAGUUUUGGUUGACGCUAGCUGAGCAGCCGGUCUGUAAAGAAGUGCUGUGUGUACACCUUUCGAAGUUAAUCCCUGUUCUUGUAAAUGGUAUGAAGUACUCUGAAAUUGACAUUAUUCUGCUCAAGGGAGACGUGGAGGAGGAUGAAGCGAUUCCGGACAGCGAGCAAGACAUCCGGCCACGUUUCCAUCGCUCUCGCACCGUGGCACAGCAGCACGAGGCAGACGGCAUCGAGGAGGAUGACGAUGAUGACGAUGAACUUGAUGAUGACGACACUAUUUCCGACUGGAAUUUGAGGAAAUGUUCUGCUGCUGCACUCGAUGUCCUUGCUAAUGUGUUCCGGGACGAGCUCCUGCCUCACCUCCUCCCUCUGCUGAAGGAGCUGCUCUUCCAUCCCGAAUGGGUGAUCAAGGAGUCCGGCAUCUUGGUUCUGGGAGCCAUCGCUGAAGGCUGCAUGCAGGGUAUGAUCCUGUAUCUCCCGGAGCUUAUCCCCCACCUCGUUCAGUGCUUGUCUGACAAGAAAGCUCUUGUCCGCUCCAUUACAUGCUGGACCCUUAGCCGCUAUGCACACUGGGUUGUCAGUCAGCCCCCAGACACCUACUUGAAGCCACUGAUGACCGAACUGCUGAAACGCAUCCUGGACGGCAACAAGCGAGUACAGGAAGCGGCCUGCAGUGCCUUUGCUACACUAGAAGAGGAGGCUUGUACGGAGUUGGUGCCCUACCUCGGUUAUAUACUCGACACCCUUGUAUUUGCUUUUAGCAAAUACCAGCACAAGAACCUGCUCAUCCUGUAUGAUGCUAUAGGCACUCUUGCCGACUCAGUAGGCCACCAUUUGAACAAGCCGGAGUACAUAGAGAUGCUGAUGCCGCCCCUCAUCCAGAAAUGGAACCAGCUGAAGGAUGAAGACAAGGAUCUGUUUCCUCUGCUGGAGUGCCUGUCUUCAGUUGCCACUGCCCUGCAGUCUGGCUUCCUCCCAUACUGUGAGCCUGUGUACCAGCGCUGUGUGAACCUGGUACAGAAAACUCUAGCACAGGCCAUGCUGCACAACGCCCAGCCGGAUCAGUAUGAAGUGCCAGACAAAGAUUUUAUGAUUGUAGCUCUUGAUUUGCUCAGUGGCCUCGCUGAAGGACUUGGCGGCAGCAUCGAGCAGUUGGUGGCGCGCAGCAAUAUCCUGACAUUGAUGUAUCAGUGUAUGCAGGAUAAAAUGCCAGAGGUCCGGCAGAGUUCCUUUGCCUUGUUGGGUGAUCUAACCAAGGCAUGUUUCCAGCAUGUCAAGCCAUGCAUUGCUGAUUUCAUGCCAAUUUUGGGCACUAACCUCAAUCCUGAAUUAAUUUCUGUGUGCAACAAUGCUACAUGGGCGAUUGGAGAGAUUUCAAUUCAGAUGGGUGCUGAAAUGCAGCCAUACAUUGCUAUGGUGUUACACCAGCUGGUGGAGAUCAUCAACAGACCCAAUACACCAAAGACAUUAUUGGAAAAUACAGCAAUAACAAUUGGUCGUCUUGGUUACGUUUGUCCUCAAGAGGUGGCUCCCAUGCUACAGCAGUUUAUAAGACCCUGGUGCACUUCACUACGUAAUAUACGGGACAAUGAAGAAAAAGAUUCAGCAUUUCGGGGAAUCUGCACAAUGAUCAGUGCCAACCCAGGAGGUGUUGUGCAGGAUUUCAUAUUUUUCUGUGACGCUGUAGCCUCCUGGGUUAGUCCGAAGGAUGAUCUGCGAGAUAUGUUCUGUAAGAUCUUACAUGGAUUUAAAAACCAAGUUGGAGAUGAAAACUGGAAGCGAUUUUCAGACCAGUUUCCACUUCCAUUGAAGGAACGCCUUGCAGCAUACUAUGGAGUGUAACAGCAUGGUCUGUAGGAGCAGUAAUUGGGGUCUUUCACUCUGGGAGACAACGGGGAGCCUCUGCACCCAGGGAAAAUGUUACCCUUUACUGGGGGGGAAGGGUAGACCAGGGGGGACAUACAGUACGAUCCCAACCCAUCUGGGCGGGGUGGGAGGGAGGUGUUAGUCGUCGCACUGUUCAGCUGACGGGGGAACACCUGGAGCAAUUGAGGGAGGAAAUUUAGUCUUUUUACAACUCAAUAUCUGAAUAAGAAGCAAAUGAAGAUAUGUUGUCCAAUAAUAAUAUAGCACAUUGUUAAAAAAAAAAAACAAAAAAAACCUCGGGGAUACCUUUAAACAUUUUAUAGACAAUAUUGGCUUAAAGUAUAGGGUUAAGUGCAGAUCAUUUAAAAAUAAAUACAUAAAUAAAUGGCACACUGUAAAAACCUAAGAUGGGAUUCUAAAUAGCAUUGACUGCAUUUAAAGUAAACCUAGACAUAGGCAUGGUGAAUUCCAGAACAUUGCAUGGAAUGAAGAAUACUCAAUGAAGUAAAAGCAGUUUCACAAGUUCAACUUGUAACAUACUGUACGUCAUCAGUGGGCACCUGUUAUUAAAUUUGGUAGACGGAACAAAUUAAAUGCUAGAGCUAAUGUUAAGACCAACAGCCUAGCCAGAAGCCUAAUUAGUCAGUUUAGUGUCUAACUAGUUUUUGCAUAUCAUGGCAAAUACAAUUGGCAUAUCUUGCAUACUCCUCAAAUACUAGAGAGAUUAUUUUGGAGGGGUGGGGGCUAUGUUUUUUUUUUUUUUUUACACCAAUACUUUCUGUCAACGUACAGUUUGAGGUAAAGACAUGCAUUUUUAUUUCUUGAGUUGUUUUAUGGGAAGAGUAGCAUGCUUGCAGCAAGAGUGUGAAUGGUAUACAUUUUACAUAUAUACUGCAACAGUUUUGUGUUUCGGUUGAAUAGUACAUAGCCCUACAUUAAAAAGAAAAGAAAAAAUAGUUUAAUUUCUGUUAAGGAUAUAGGUUUAAGUCAUGUAGUUAAGAUAAGGCCUUAAUCUCUUUAGGACUCAUUAGGAUUAAUUUUGAUAUAGUACUGUGUGUAACCUGCACAUUGUGUAAAGCCGAUUAUACCUGUGCAAUCUUUGCUUCUGUGCUGUUAAUGUGAUGUGCUUACUGCAUGGACAUAAUACUAGUGAAUUGACCAGAUAUUCUGAAACUAUAGAGCCAUGUCAUUAAUAGAACUGUUAAGGGCUUGUGUUAAACAUCAGCUGGAAUCUAAUAAGGACGAAUGUACAAGUUCAUGACCUGUUUGCUGUACUUCAGUGUCUAUUCCCACUCCGUUUGUUAAUUUUCUUUUUAAUUGCAUUUUUGUUCAAAGCAUGAUCUUAAAGGUGUUUGAUUCAUUUAAUGGAUGUCAUAACAAGGUCCUGGAAGCCUUGGUCUGCGCAUGUUGAUGGCCCGUCGUACCCCAGCUCGAUGCGAAAGGGCACAAGCUACAGGGUGGAACUUUGAAUCCUUUUUAUUUCCAGUUUCAUCACUUCAUCUGUGUUGUUGUUGUUUACUUUAAGUCUUUCAGUCUGUUUAAGAAUAAACCUGUGUUUAUUUAACCUUUCCCCUCCCCUUAAUGUGUAUUUUGUUGUAUUGUUUUAUACUGUGAAUCUGGAAACGGAUCUGGUACACGUUGUAUUGUUUGGAUUGCCUGAAAGUAUCCCAUGCUGAAUAUAGGGGGCCUGUACAAAGAUAUACGAUUGCUCUGCUGGUCAGAACUAGGCCUGCAGUACUCCUUGGUUUUGUUUUUUUUUCUUUCUUUCUAUAUAAAGUGCGAGACAAUUCAACCUUAACAAAAAAGAAACUUGUAAAGCCAUAGCAGCUUUUUGCAACCGAAGAAUGUCCCACAUAAAAAUAAAUAAUAAUAAUAAUAUUUUGGCAGAUCUUUGCAUGUUUUCAUCCAGUGUGUGAGUGGUUGAAUGGUAUUGAAUAUUGCACUGACAAGUUUAGCCUACGCAUGUGAGACGUGUUAGAUUUGCAUUUCUUAUUUUUUUAAAUUUAUUUUGGUAACAUUUUUUUAUAUUUCGGUGUGCAUGAGAGCAUGUGGUUUUUACACAUUCCUCUUAGCUGACAAAUUAUGCAUAUAUCUGUCAGGUAAAGAGUAAUUCUUAAUGCAUUCUCCCAGUUUUAUUCAGUUUUUAUUAUUCCUUUUGAAAACAAGUUGGUAUUGCUUCAACUCCAAUAACAAGAGGGUCACUUCACUUCUAAACUGGCAAUAUUAUUUUCCACUUGUGAAAGGUACUCUGUUUUAGCCUUUGGGACCACGAGGUGAUUUUUUUGGUUCCUCCCUGUAAUGAGUUAGGUGGGAGGUAUUUGGUUUCAAAUAGUUCAGUGUAGCGCAACAAUUACUUUGGGUCUAAACUGACAUUUUUAAGAAAAAAAAAAUAGUAUGCUGCUGUAGACCUUGCAGAUUAUAUAAAGAUAAUGUUCUGUACACAGAACAUAUUAAAGUGCAAGACUUUUUCAAAUUUCUGUCCAGUGUGUGCAGUUAUCAAGAGGAAAAUAACCUGGGGGUAGAGUACAGCUUUUAAAAGUGUUGUCUGUGAAGUUAAAUAUAUGCUGAAAAAAAGUUAUAGAAACAAACGCUUGAUCGUAAACCAGUAAAAACAGAAUGCUUUUGUUCUCAACAUGCCAUGCACUAAGCAGUUUUAUGUUCAGUAUAAACAUUGCCCUUUUAAAAAUGGAUACAAUGCAUCAUGGGGUAUAUAUGAAGCAUAUGUCUUAUCUGUGGUGUGCGUGUUUUAAGGUUCUGAAUGUGGAUUGUCUGAAGUCGUAAUACUUUGUCUUGUCACAUUCCAGCUUUUUUUCCCCUUCUUUCCUUUGGCAUGCUAAAAGCACGGCUCAUUUUGUCUGCUCCUUACACACUGAAUUAAGUUGCUGUUAGUGUGCUGUCGUACAUAUAUGGCCGCUGCUAAGUAGUUUUCUACUUGAAUAUUUUUAUGUUGUAGAAACCUCAGGAGGUUGGUGUUUACUGUUAUAUGCCUUUUCCAUUUGAGCUUCCCUUUUUUGAAGGAUUCUAACAAUAGAUGAAACGAACUCCUUCUCAACUUGAGUUGGUAACAGAAAGUGUUUCAAGGUGUGGUGUAAAUGUUAAAAUGUUUCUGUCUCAGGGCAGACAUUUGUCUUCAGUCCAUUCUUGAAGUCUUAUCUUUCUGAAUGUGCUGGUGGGAUUAUUAACAUGUGCACCUUGACUGGCUAUUUCUGUUGACAGCUUGGGUUGCAAUAGAGUUUUCCUCCAAAAAAAACCCUUUAAGGAACUGGGCCAAGUUUCUGAACACCAGAAAGCGCCAACUACUGUAAUGUUAGAAUGUUACCUUCAAAAACCUGCUCCAGCAACCUCUCCCAGCUCUAUAUACUUCACUAAUACUUCUUGAAGUCUGCCUUCACAUCUACGCUAACAUGAGAGAACUUCAUUUUAAAUAGAAAAUAUGGUUUUAAUUUUUGAUAAGCUGCUGAAUUUUAAACCGUUUUUUGGGGCCACCAAAUAUUUUGGAUCAUGCAAAUAAUCUAUAUUGUACUGUAGUAAUUUUGUAAUAUUUGUAUGAUGUAGUGAUAUUAGAUGUGAAUGUUAAUCACUGCUUGGAUAUGUACAUUGUUGAUUAAUAAAUUGUUUACAUAAA
Messenger RNA from Acipenser ruthenus (sterlet), 6482 nucleotides. Its product is annotated as transportin-1. The record is from RefSeq and is a predicted model, not a curated record. NCBI's taxonomy places the organism in Eukaryota, Metazoa, Chordata, Actinopteri, Acipenseriformes, Acipenseridae. The coding region runs from base 161 to 2833 and encodes 890 amino acids. The transcript is spliced from 25 exons. Gene Ontology annotation, biological process: protein import into nucleus. Gene Ontology annotation, cellular component: nucleus; cytoplasm. Gene Ontology annotation, molecular function: nuclear import signal receptor activity; small GTPase binding.